ACGUGCUGACGCAGAGAGGCAGCUUAGCUCUGGGGUUUUUCCACUUAUGUUGGGGUUAGUGUUGAAGGAGGGCUGCUUAAGAACAGGGCCCUAUAAAUGAAAUCCACUCUUUCACCAGUCACCGAUUCAGUUGCAGUAAAGUAACCGAGUGAUCUGUGAGCAACUAAGGGAUCCUCUAGCCUCUGGGAUCCCAGGCACAGAAGGCUGGACAAAUACUGGACCAAGAGUAAGGGCGUUAUUCCCUGGAGUACAGUACUGCUUUUGUUGAAUGGCCCGGGGUGAAAAGAUGCAUUCUUUAAAAGAUUUUCACAAAGACACCCUGAAGCCCUCCCCCGGGAAGAGUCCGGGUACCCGGCCCGAGGAUGAAGCAGAUGGGAAGGUGCAGCGAGAGAAAUGGGCCAGCAAACUCGACUUUAUCCUGUCCGUCGCCGGAGGCUUCAUUGGUCUUGGGAACGUCUGGAGAUUUCCUUAUCUCUGCUACAAGAACGGUGGAGGUAAGUGCUUUGGGCAGGGGGCGAUACUGUGUGGGAGGCCAUUCAGCCUUGCACAGGGGGGGGGGGGGGGGUCAUGUACUGUGUGUUCUAUCUUUUUCUGUACUCUUGUGGGAAUGUCAGAAGAUCCUUUGCUACAGUUUUUGGAGAAGAGCAAAGUGGAUGUUGUCCCCUGUAGUUAUCCCUUAGCCGACACUGGAUCUUGUGUCUUUGGUUGGCUAGGAAUCGGCUGUGCGUCCAUCGUCAUUGUCUCCCUGUUGAAUGUUUACUACAUCGUUAUUCUGGCCUGGGGACUCUACUACCUCUUCCAGACCUUUCAGAGUGAACUACCCUGGGCAACAUGCGGCCAUACAUGGAACACCAAGAACUGUAUUGAAGACCGCCUGAGGAAAAACAUCUCCCUGUGUGUGACCUGCAAUGGCACCAACCUCACAUCACCCGUGACAGAAUUUUGGGAGCGGAACGUGUUAGGCCUGUCUUCUGGAAUUGACCAGGUGGGUUCUCUGAAGUGGGAACUGGCACUCUGUCUCAUGGCAGCUUGGAUCAUCUGCUUCUUCUGCAUUUGGAAGGGUGUCCGUUCGACUGGGAAGGUUGUUUAUAUCACUGCGACAUUUCCUUUCCUCAUGCUGUUGGUCUUGUUGAUCCGUGGAGUCACUUUGCCAGGAGCAGCUCAGGGAAUCAAAUUUUAUCUGUAUCCUGACAUUAGUCGCCUCGGUGACCCACAGGUGAGUGAAACCCCCAGCCCCUCCCCCAAAACACCACCAGACCCCAGCUUUAGUGCCUCUUGUCCCCCUCCUCUCCUCACUUCCUGCCCCUUAUUCCCCAACCCCCUUCCACCCCCCCACCACCGAAACCCCCCUCCCCACACCUCCACCCCAUCUCUCUGCAUUUGCCUCCUUUUAGGUCCCGGUUUGGCAUUCAUCGCUUACCCUAAAGCUGUGAGCAUGAUGCCUUGGCCUACCUUCUGGGCUAUCUUGUUUUUCGUAAUGCUCCUUCUUCUCGGAUUGGACAGUCAGUUUGUGGAAGUUGAGGGGCAGAUUACUUCCCUGGUUGAUCUUUACCCAUCCUUCCUAAGGAAGGGUUACAGACGAGAAAUCUUCAUAGCUAUAACAUGCACACUCAGCUACCUGCUGGGGCUGACUAUGGUGACUGAAGGUGGGUUGUAUGUGUUCCAGCUGUUUGACUACUAUGCAGCCAGCGGCAUGUGCCUUCUCUGGGUGGCAUUCUUUGAAUGUAUUGCAAUAGCCUGGGUGUAUGGUAACUGCUUAUCGUUUUACGACACACUUCUGAGGAGGAUUGGUUUAUUAGUGCCACUGUUGACUCAGCUUGUUCUGGUUGCUUGUUUUAUCUUCUCUCUUGCCAAGUACGCGCCACUGACCUACAACAAAGUCUACAAGUACCCUGACUGGGCGGAAGGUUUGGGUUGGCUGUUGGCUCUGUCCUCCAUGAUAUGCAUCCCUUUGGUGGUGGUUGUGAAGAUUAUUCAGUCAGACGGGCCAAUAAUUGAGCGGAUUAAGAUGCUGACUGCACCCAAGGGAGAAGGAAGGAAACCAAAAGAUGUAGCGUUGGAUGCUGAGGCCACAGUUCCACUCAGUCCCAAUGGGACUGCAGGAAACGAAGUUGGAAAGCCCACUCAGAUAAUUAUAGAAACUGCGAUGUAAGCUCUCUAUGAGAGACUAAAAUUGUGCUUUUUUUGUUUGACAUGAACUCCAGCCUUUCCAGGACCAGAUAACCCCAUUCACCUAAAGUAAUGCUUAUCAUAGACCUCAGUCUGAACUGAAUGGUUAAUCCCUCAGAGAACACAGUAAAUAAAACUAUAGAAACAACUAACCUCUGUAACUUGGUCAAGCGAUCACUCACAAGUAUUCCAAAUGUUGGUCACUCCAAUCUGAAGGCUAGGUUCUGCUUCCUAAUCCUUGGGGAAAGACUCUGGCUGUGUUUCCAACAUCAAGGUGAUCCGCUGGAGUUUUAUUUGUUUUUUUUUUUGGCCCAGUUGCCCCCUUCCCCAUCCCUUCAUCACCUUCAAUGUGGUUUUCUGAUUUGUAGAACCCCACCACCUCCCCCCGCCCCAGCACACAUCCCCCACCCCAUGAGAGUUGGAGCCAGUCUCAGGAGCGCCCUGUUUGUUCUCGCUGUGUGAUCGGGAGGUUAUACGCGGAGCAGAAUUAUUGGAAUUCCGAUUUCUUCUUUCCCUCCCCUCCCUCCCACACUAGUCCCCACCCCCAACCCAUCUUUUUUUCUAUUUAGCUUUUUGUACGUAAGAUGUUCUAAGAACAGGAACACAGUUCUAAACACUGUUGCAUUGUAGGAAUCUGCUCCCCACCACUCGCGCACCCUCCUAAUCCUCCGCUACCUCCAUCCUCCUACCCUUCCCCUACUCCUUCUCCAUUCUCUACUCGCCACUUUUCCCUCAUCCCUCCCCCCAAAGUCCCUCUUCUUGACCUUCCCCCACUCUCCUCCUCUCCGACACUCACCACUUCCCCAGUCCCCUCAUCCUCUUGCCCAACGUCCCUCCUCCUGCACUACCACCCCCCCCACUCCUCCUUCUCCUCCUCUACACUCUCCAUUUCCCACAUUCCUCCUCCUCCCCUGCCCCCUCCUCUCUCCCUGUGGUCAAGGCGAGAGGGUCAAUCCCACAAUGCACUGGACCAAACCAUAGUGGACGGGGGUAUAUAUUAGCAGCUAUUUUGUGAAUAACUUGCAGUUGAUAGAUUUACAAGAAGCUUAAAACAAAAUGUUGCACAAUGUUUGAAGUUCUUUUCGUGUGCGCGCGUGUGUGUGUGUGCGUGGUAAAGGAAUGAUUUCACAUUGUACCUGUGGCGUUUUUUAAAACUACAAUCAUUGUGUAUAGAACAAUACUGACGAUUUCAGUAUCAAUGUUGUAGUGAAUCUCAAUGAAAAACUUUCUAACCCUUGUUCUUUUUCUGUACGGACCUAUUUUAAUCUGUGAUCACCCUGUUAAAGACAUUUUGGAUUCUGUGUUUAUGUCAGACACAUACAAACAGCACAGCUUCCAUGUCUGUGUUGUACAAGUCAGUCAGAAGUGAUCAGAAUCUUUUACCCUUUCUCUGUCUCCCUCUCUCUGUCUCUCUCUCUCUCUGUCUCUCUCUCUCUCCCUAUUGCACUGCAUUUUUGUAACAACAGUUUAGUACAACUUAAGAAUUGACCCCCUUCCUUUUGAACCAUCAACCUGUUUUUUAAACCAUGUUUUGAAAAGAAUUUGGCUAUUUUAUUUCAGUUUUAAACCCUCUGUGUGUGUGUAGAGGAGGUAGUGGUGGGUCAGUGCUGAGGAAAUGUUUCCUUCUUAACCCUGGGUUAAAAUUGAUCAAACAAUCCACAGCCCCUUCCCUCAGCCUCACUGUGUGUGUCUCCAGAUGGAAGGGAGUAUCAGAAAGCAAAUUUUUUAGAGAGUAGGGGACAUAUUUUCACUCCCGGAGAUUAUGUUAUAUCAGGAAUUGAAUGUGUCAGUUCUGCCUCUUGUAGACAGUCAGCAGAGGAUCUGGGGAACAGACCCACAUUCCUGAGAGGACACCUGUUUUGGAAGCAGUUGAUCUCCUGAGCAGGGAACCCAUUGUGUAACACCCACAGAUCCUGCCUCGCAAAACUUCCAGAACCUUUACUCAGCUUCACGUUCACAGUCGCCAGUCAAAGAUUUUCUGAGCCUGUGGAAAAACAUGUCAGAGGGGAUCCAGUUAAUUCAACACUCAGACUGCGUCCAGAUGAAGGUGAACAUGCACACCGCUUCCCUUUCUCCUUGUGUCACAUUCUGAAACCGCUAUUAGACCUGCACUGGGCCUCCAUGUAGCUCCAGUCUGUCUUAAAACAUCUUGCAUUCAAGAUGGCGGCUCAGCACCACCACCCCUCCAGGAGAGCCGCCAGGGGUGGGCGAUAAAACGGUAUUCCCGUUCCCCGUGAAUGAGUUAGAAAUACAGACCCUCCACCCCAGCUGGCCAGCUCAUCGAUUAGGAGGUAGGGACAAGAGUAGGCCAGUUAGCCCCUAAAGCCCAGAAUGUCAUCCCCAAGAUCCUCGGUGAUUCUGCCAAUCCAGAACCCAAUUCUGGUGGGCCCUUGCUCUCUCCCCUCCUCCCUCGGCCUGUACCCCCUCACCUGCCCCCAUCUGAUCGUCAGCUCUCUGCCCACAGUCACAGUUCGUAAUCUCUCUGCUGAAUGAAGAAUUUGAGUGAGGGCUUGAAAUGCCUCACACCAGGGUUAGUGAGGGUAGUGUGGCCUGGGGCAGAGGAUAUGGUGUUGGGAACAGAGUAUUUCUAGCUGGUGUGUUGAGAUUAUUUGGGGGUCUCUGGGGGUGGGGGGGGGGGGUGCUAGAUUGAUGUUAGCGACGUUUUCAGUCAUGCUGCUUCACAUCUCCGUGUUUUACAUUCUGCCCAGUCCUUGGAAUAAUGAGUGACGCACUGUAUGGGACUGCAGCUAUUUCUGUUGUAAGGUCAGUCAGCAUUGGCAGCUGUAACAGUGAGAUAAUGGUGAGUCAGGGACUCUGAGCUCCAGCUCUUUAUAUUGACUGUGAUGAAGUGACAGGUGAAUGAUUAAACCAACAGGCAUCUGCACUCCACUGAGCGUGAGAGUUUGUAAAAGGAAAAACAAAGAUAACUUGGACAACAAAAUAACAUGUUCCUUUAUUUCCUCUUGACACCUUCACCAUUGGCACAUUUUAAAGAGGUGGGGAAGGAAGGCAGGUUUGACUGGGAUAGGUAUCAUGUGGAGAACAUUCCAGGCAGACUAGGUGACUCCAGACCCCCAGUGAUCCAGUGAAAGAGAGUUGUGAGGGAUCCGACCUCUAACCUGAUUCCUGCCUGUGAUCUCGGAGUGUUGACUGUGAGAAGUUCCCUUCCCCCAUCCCAGCCUCACACUGUCCCAAAGUCACCUCCAGUAGAUAAAGGGAUAACACAUGGAAGAGGCACCUUAUCCUCUCUCUGCCUCCUGUCACUGAAUGUGGAGAAGCUGAACCUAAUUUGCAGAACAUUUCACAAAGAAACAAGCAAAGAGUUCAAAUAUUAUUUUUGACCUGGGUUUUUUUUUGUUUCGUUUGAUUGAUUGUAAAAGAAAAAUGCAUUGCUUUCAAACAACAAAACCAGGCUUUCUAAGCACCCACAUAGAUACUGGCCCAGCCAGGAAACCACACAUUGUGAAAUCGCCUGUUGGGCUAGAGGAGGUGUGGUGGGUGGGAGUGGUGUGCAGAAUGGAUCAGGGUAGGGCAAAAGUUCUGGGGAUUUUGUUUUUGCUGCAUUAUAGUUUUCUCAGUUGAUAUUUGUUGAGGGUUGGGAUUAGAAUCAGGGGAGAGCUGGUGUAGAAACUGUGGGCAAAUGAGCCGUUUGGCAUGAGGAGGGGGAGGUUCGAUAGGAGCCAGCAAGGAGUUGGCACUAAUACACACACACACACACACAGAGAGGCAGGGGGGGGUUGUGGGUAGAAGGUACACAAUGCGCCAGGCAAACUGCACUGACCUC
Molecule: messenger RNA, 5953 nt
Organism: Rhincodon typus (whale shark)
Lineage: Eukaryota; Metazoa; Chordata; Chondrichthyes; Orectolobiformes; Rhincodontidae
Product: sodium- and chloride-dependent taurine transporter-like
Exons: 13
Coding region: 269-2152 (627 amino acids)
Biological process (GO): sodium ion transmembrane transport; taurine transmembrane transport
Cellular component (GO): membrane
Molecular function (GO): taurine:sodium symporter activity
Source: RefSeq, a predicted model, not a curated record